This is a messenger RNA of Diachasmimorpha longicaudata, 1204 nucleotides long. Its product is annotated as carbohydrate sulfotransferase 11-like. The record is from RefSeq and is a predicted model, not a curated record. Gene Ontology annotation, cellular component: membrane. Gene Ontology annotation, biological process: carbohydrate biosynthetic process. The transcript is spliced from 3 exons. Gene Ontology annotation, molecular function: sulfotransferase activity. NCBI's taxonomy places the organism in Eukaryota, Metazoa, Arthropoda, Insecta, Hymenoptera, Braconidae. The coding region runs from base 48 to 1088 and encodes 346 amino acids.
GCAGAAAGGACUGUCUCAUCGACGGCACCAUUAACUCAGUCUUCAGAAUGAGCUCAAAAAAGUAUCUCCCAAAAUAUGCCCUCUGCUUGAUUUUGUACAUUUCAAUUUGCCUUUUGGUGCUUCUCAUCAAGAUUAAUCAGUCGUAUAGCGAAAGAUCAGUGAACCACGAGCCGAGCCAUUUGAGUUUUCCAGUGACGUUGAGUGCCAUUUCGAUAGAAUCGACGUAUGAUACAUCAAUCGAUACGCAGGUAAUUGAAUCGUCCCUCCAGCGUAUUGCCAGUGUUUGUGAGAAAUAUAAUAAAACACCCAGUUUGGAGAGGAAACAUUUUUUUCAUGCUCCAUCGCACAAUGCGCUAUUCUGCUGGAUUCGAAAAGUUGCAUCAACGAGCUUCACUAAAAUGUUUGCGGAACUUCGGGGAAUGCAGAUCCACAGGGAUUAUUACAAGAGAAGUGAGUCAUUAUCCCCCGAGACUGUAGAAGAGUUACUAAACUUGAUAGACGACAUGGAAAUAUUUAAAUUCCUAGCCGUCCGUCAUCCUUUCGAGCGGCUGGUGUCCUCCUACAGGAGUAGAAUCGAGGAUAACUCCAAGUAUAGCGCCCAGGCCUGGAUGUUUGCCCCGCAAAUAUUCUCCGUAACCCGCCCUGAGCUUUUCCAUUUCAACGAAACAAUUCAAAGUCCAAUGCAGCGAAUAUUCCAUAACAAUAGAAGAUUGAAAAUUGUCCCAACAUUCGAGGAGUUCGUGCGAUGGCUGCUGAAACAAUCGGACGAGAAUGAAGACGAGCACUGGAGUCCAUAUCACUCUCACUGUUCAAUAUGUCAAAUGCAUUUCGAUUAUGUUCUGAAACUUGAUGAUGCAUCGAUUCAAGAAUUUCACAGUAUUUUUAGGAAACUCAAUCCCACAGGGAAGAGAGAAAACUUGAUGAAACUGGGGCAAACGCGUGGGGGUUCGACGAAUUUUAAACGUACUUGCAAUUAUUUAUCGACACUGACUGUGGAUACAAUAGAGAAAUUGUACGAGCGCUAUAGGUUCGACUUUGACAUGUUUGAUUACAGCCUGCGUACAUACGAGGCGUGCAAGAGACUCUAGACUUGUUGUUAUUCCGAAAAAAUAAUGGCUUUCCUUUCGCAAUUUCGUUUUUUCAUCUCGUUAUUCUCGGCGCUGGGUAAUAUUUCAUGAAAUAAAGAUAAAAAUAUUUUAAAUAA